UAGGCGACGCGCUCCGCGGAGGCGGGGCAGGAGUGCGCUUCCGGGGCGGGGCGCAGUCGCCGGAAAUGCGUGGCCGCCGGGGUCAUGGCGCCGCUCUUCGUCGUCUUCCUGCUGCUCUGGGCAGCGUCCUGGCCGCCGGCGUCAGCCUCGGGCGAGGAGUUUUGGCCUGGCCAGUCGGCAGCCGGCAUCCUGUCGGGGGCGGCGUCCCGCAGACGGUACCUUCUGUACGACGUCAACCCCCCGGAAGGCUUCAACCUCCGCAGGGACGUCUACAUUCGUGUUGCCUCUCUCCUGAAGACUCUUCUAAAGUCGGAGGAGUGGGUGCUGGUCCUGCCCCCGUGGGGGCACCUCUAUCACUGGCAGAGUCCCGACAUCCAUCAGGUCCGGAUUCCCUGGUCCGAGUUUUUCGAUCUUCCGAGUCUCAAUAAAAACAUCCCCGUCAUUGAGUACGAGCAGUUCAUUGCAGAGUCUGGAGGGCCCUUCAUCGACCAGGUCUACGUCCUGCAGGGCUACGCGGAGGGCUGGAAGGAAGGCAGCUGGGAGGAGAAGGUCGACGAGCGGCCGUGCAUCGACCGACUCCUGUACUUGCAGGACAAGCACGAGUACUACAGAGGCUGGUUUUGGGGCUACGAGGAAACCAGGGGGCUGAACGUUUCCUGUCUGUCCGUCCAGGGGUCGGCCUCCAUCAUAGCGCCCGUGCUUUUGAAGAACACCUCUGCUCGGUCUGUGAUGUUAGACAGAGCCGAAAACCUAUUCCAUGACCACUACGGGGGAAGGGAGUACUGGGAUACCCGGCGGAGCAUGGUGUUCGCCAGGCACCUGCGGGCCGUGGGAGACGAGUUCCGCAGCAGGUACCUGAACUCCACGGACCAGGCGGACAAGAUCCCCUUCAAGGAGGACUGGACGAAGAUGAAGGUCAAGAUGGGCUCCUCGCUGGGCGGCCCGUACCUGGGCGUGCACCUGCGGAGGAAGGACUUCAUCUGGGGGCACCGGGAGGACGUGCCCAGCCUGAAGGGCGCCGUGCGGACCAUCCGCAGCCUGAUGAGGGCGCACCAGCUCGACAAGGUGUUUGUGGCCACCGACGCCGUCAGGAAGGAGCACAAAGAGCUGAAGAGGCUGCUGCCCGAGAUGGUGAGGUUCGAGCCCACCUGGGAGGAGUUAGAGCUCUACAAGGACGGCGGCGUGGCCAUCAUCGACCAGUGGGUGUGCUCCCACGCCAGGUUUUUCAUCGGCACCUCAGUCUCAACAUUUUCUUUCCGGAUUCACGAGGAAAGAGAAAUCCUGGGGUUGGACCCCAAGACCACGUACAACAGGUUUUGUGGAGACCAGGAGAAGGCCUGUGAGCAGCCCACGCACUGGAAGGUCGCGUACUGACCCGCGCCGUGAACGUGGGCGGCCGGGUCCUGCUGCGGGGCUGCUCCGAGCGCCCCUCGGGCGGGCAGACGGCACUGGCCUCUCACAGGGCCCCAGGUCCAGAGGAGGCCGGCUCGCGGUGUGACCGGCCCAGAGGCGCUGCACCCGCCGCAUUGCCGUAGGCCUCUGUGGCGAGGGCUCUGCCGCCUUCUGGGGAUCGGAAACGUGGGGGUGUUUGUGGGACCCCUGCCGGGGCCUUUCCACCUGGCUCCCGUUCCCUGCGCAUUCGCCGCGGGUCGAGGGCAGACAUGGGCGAGCCGCUGCGUCUCAGGCAGAGCCGGGCUGACGCCUCCCCGGGGCUGGGGCCCAGUGACUUCCCACGGCGGUGUCAUGUGGCACUGGGCACCCCUGUCCGCAUCUGCUGGGGCUCAGACACAGACUCGCGUGUGACAGGCCGGUCAGCGAGCAGGGCACAGCCCUCCCUCUCGGGGCCUGGCGUGCCCGCGUGCCAGACCUGUGAAGUUGACCCGAAGGUGCCGCAGGGUCCCCCGGUGUCACCCAGAGCUGCACGGGGUAAACGACGACUAUCUGUUCUUUUCCAUUUGUACACUCAGAUGUUAUUAAUAAAGUUUUCUACAAAGCUGGA
Molecule: messenger RNA, 1999 nt
Organism: Microcebus murinus (gray mouse lemur)
Lineage: Eukaryota; Metazoa; Chordata; Mammalia; Primates; Cheirogaleidae
Gene: POFUT2
Product: protein O-fucosyltransferase 2
Biological process (GO): protein O-linked glycosylation via fucose
Molecular function (GO): peptide-O-fucosyltransferase activity
Source: RefSeq, a predicted model, not a curated record